Penaeus vannamei (Pacific white shrimp) is the source of this 1961-nucleotide messenger RNA. RefSeq names its product HTRA2-related serine protease (gene HtrA2). NCBI's taxonomy places the organism in Eukaryota, Metazoa, Arthropoda, Malacostraca, Decapoda, Penaeidae. The record is from RefSeq and is a predicted model, not a curated record. Gene Ontology annotation, biological process: programmed cell death; positive regulation of apoptotic process; proteolysis. Gene Ontology annotation, molecular function: protein binding; serine-type endopeptidase activity.
GCAUGUUUCCCAUACGACUAAAAACAGUUUUCACCCAACAACGAAUGUUCCUGAAAAACGUGCGGAACCUCGGCUUCAAAACCAAACAUUAGCUCAGUGUAAGAAGAAAAUUGAAGAGUGAAGGACGUUGCUCUCACAAUGCCAUUCAUGAGGCGCCUAGGGAUUGUAAUAGCCCAGUCAUUGGCAACGAAGCACCAGAAACGUCAUGUUGCAUCUCUACAAAGUUUAUGUAGAAAUGCUUCCCACACUGUCUCAGCAGCCAAGGAGUUCCAGGAAGGAAACAACAGGAACUCCAAUCACAACUCCUCUUACACCCGCACAGCUCUGGGACUAGGAGCAGGUCUCCUCCUAGGAGCCACAGCAAAGACGUUGUAUGACGAAAGAACGAAGGACAAAGAAUUCCCCAAAGGCAUUCUUCCAGCAGUUCAAGCAUCUAGCCCUUUGCCUCCUGAGGAUGGCUCCGUAGGAAAGGAGAAUGCUCCAACCUAUUUCAGGAAGAGGGAUAUGUUCAAUUUUGUUGCGGACGCUGUUGAGAAAGCUUCAGCUGGCGUGGUCUUUAUUUCCAUAAGUGAUACAAGGAGGCACAUUGUUCGGAAUCAUCAACAUCUGUCAAAUGGAUCGGGUUUCAUUGUGGGUGAAGACGGACUCAUUCUCACCAAUGCUCAUGUUGUCAGCAAUUUUCCACAGUCUGCUGCCAUUAAGGUUCGUCUACUAGAUGGCAAAGAGUAUUCUGCAGUUGUAGAAGAAAUUGACACUGUAUCAGAUUUAGCUUUGUUAAGAAUCAAUUGUACGGGACUUACUCCGCUAAAACUUGGGGACUCAAGUGCCGUAAGACCAGGGGAGUUUGUAGCUGCCUUAGGCUCUCCUCUAUCACUGUCAAACUCUGUCACUGUGGGUGUUGUUUCAUCAACCGAUCGAGGGAGUGGCGAGCUCGGCUUACGAGGGAGAGACAUGCAGUACAUCCAGACCGAUGCAGCCAUUACUUUUGGCAACUCAGGGGGCCCUCUAAUCAACUUGGACGGAGAAGUCAUUGGAAUAAAUUCCAUGACGGUAACUUCGGGAAUCUCAUUUGCCAUCCCUGUAGAUCAUGCCAAGGCGUUUAUGAACAAAGCUGAGAAGAAAAGAGUUGAUCUAGCCAAAUAUCCAAAACCAAGUACUGCACAGCGGCGAUAUUUAGGCGUUACUAUGCUGACCCUGACAAAGUCCAUUCUGCAAGAGCUGCAGUCUAGAGGUGGUCCCAUGUCGAGUAUUCCAUCAGACAUCGCACAAGGGGUCUUCAUAUGGAAAGUUGUUGUGGGCUCUCCAGCAUAUCAAUCAGGGCUGAUACCCGGGGACAUCAUUACCCAUAUCAACAAUGAUCCAGUGGCAUCAUCAAGAGAUGUCUACAGAAGCCUGGAACAGAAAGGAGAUUUGGUUAUGGUGGUGGUACGCAACGGCCAACGCUAUAAAGUCGUUGUUUCUCCAGAAGUGUAACAACCAGGGUCACGAGAGCUCAAUGACAAGAAAGAUUAGAUGGCAAAUGUUGUUAAGAAGCUUUAUAUUUUUUUUUUUUUCAGUAUUGUACUUAGAAAUAGUAACCGGUUUCUUUUUAUAGAAAAUUUAAUGCCUUCAGAGUAAAUGGAAAAAGGAAACAAAGUUUUAUUGUAACGGACAAAAACAAAUGACAGAAGUAUUACUUAGAGUGCCACAGGAGUCAAAGUGCCUGAUAUGUAUACUGUUCUUUAAAAGGAAGAUACAUCAAAAACUUUCAUAAUCGAGGAAUGUGUUGCUCAUUGUUUUGUGUCAUGAGUAGAAUCUAUUUUUUAAGGAAAUUCUAGCUGUGAUAGUCUUCUGUAAGUUGUUUCAGAUUUUGAAUGAUUAUGUGAUUGAUUUUGGAGUUGUUUAACUACUGUUUAAUUUGGUAAAUUAUGUAUAUUGGUUAGUGAUAAACAACUGCUCAAGAAAAUAAAAGCAUAUAUAUA